AUGUAAUUUAUAUAAAAAUAACAUAUUCCUAAAGCUCUCAGUCUUAUUUAAGCUGUAGAAUUCCUUGCUGAGUAUUUAGGUAAAUCAUCAGAAAGUAUUCAUUUAUUACUAAUAAAGAGCGAAUUUAUCAAUAUUUCUUAUUUUUAGAAUUAUUGAAAUUAUUUGUAAAGUUAAGAAAAUGGCAAUUAGUAGAUAAGUGUGGAUUAAUGAUUUCAGAAAAUAACAACUAUUCUGAAACAGAUAAUUAGGAAGAUGAAGCUGCCAUACAAUUCAAAGAAAAUUUAGGUCCUUUAGAAUAUAAUCCAUAAGCAGUCAAUGAAAAAUCAAUAAAAGAUGAACUAAAGUCAAUCAAAGACCCUAUUCCUAAAUUUAAUCUUGGAUAUUAUGAUGUAAUUUAAGACAAAUAAACUUCUCUAUUAACAAUGUUACCAAUUCCAAACGAUGUGAAAUAGAAAGAUUAUGAAUCCAAACUCAAUUAAAUAAGAGUAUUUUGUAAUUUGUUAUAAUUAGAUUAAAUUUGGAGAAAUCUUCCAUCUAAUUCGUCCUUUAUUAUAUUGUGCAUUGAUUCUUAAAUAUGGAGGAGAUAGCUAUACUCCAUAUUUUAUAUCAUUAUGCAUUGAUAUAUUAAGAUUUUUAAUAGAAUUCAAAAUCAAAAUCUAUAGAAAAAGUUAGAAAGAAGAACUCAAAAUUAGAGCAAAAGAAGCUAUAGUAUAACUUUAUCAAUAAUUAAGAUUUGUUAUAUAUUAAGAAAUCCAUUCUAUAGUACAAUUGUGAAACAAUUAAUCUUAAGUAAUACUUUAGGGAAGAUAUUAAAUUAAUAAGGAUGGAUUUAUCGUCUUAUAAUUGCAUUAAUUGAAUUAAGAUCAUCAAAAUGUCUUUUAUUGUGA
Molecule: messenger RNA, 887 nt
Organism: Paramecium pentaurelia
Lineage: Eukaryota; Ciliophora; Oligohymenophorea; Peniculida; Parameciidae
Source: the annotation of a GenBank genome assembly